Messenger RNA from Closterium sp. NIES-65, 1548 nucleotides. Lineage: Eukaryota; Viridiplantae; Streptophyta; Zygnematophyceae; Desmidiales; Closteriaceae. The record is from the annotation of a GenBank genome assembly.
AUGAUCUAUAAAACCCUCGUUCCUGAACCAAGCGUGCCUGACGUGGACGGCUCUGUUGCUGCCAGGUGUCAGCUCACCAGCUCGACCGUCUUCUACCGAUUUAAAGACAAUGACGUCAAUCUCUUCUUUGCCCUCCUCUUCCACACCAUAGCAGGCUUCUCGUCUCAAGCCAUUGUUUCCUCCCCUUCCUGCCUCUCUUCCUCCUCGCCAUCCUCCCUUCCUUCCUCCUCGCCUCCCACUGCACCCUCCACCAUCCAUCUCUCCCGUUUUGAUCUCUUCCACUGCCAUCUCUUCGCCGCCCACUCCUCUGGUCGUCUCGGUGCGCUGUUCCACGCCAAGGAGUAUCCUGCUUACUGCAGCGACUCCUUUCCAGUUAACCUUGGCUUCUGCCAAUCAGGCAAAAUCUGGGACUUCUAUCAGGCUGCCAGUAACCACUCAUUUCUUGCGUGUCGCGUCAAGAUGGCGCCAUCGAAGAUCCUUCUCCUUGGUCUCGGCCUCGCGGCACUGUUCGCCGUGGCGGUUGCCGACGGCGAUUCCGACGUCAUCACUCUGAACAAUGACAACUUCGACGACUAUGUCGGCAAGGAGGAGGCCGCGUUUGUCAAGUUCUACGCUCCUUGGUGUGGUCACUGCAAGAAGCUGGCCCCAGAGUAUGAGACCUUCGCCACCGCGUUCAAGAAGACCAAGUCUGUCGUCAUCGCCAAGGUGGACUGCGACGAGCACAAGGAUUUGUGCAGCAAGUACGGUGUGAGCGGCUUUCCCACGCUCAAGUGGUUCCCGGCUGGCAAGUCCAAGCCUGAAGACUAUAAAGGCGGACGAGAGGUAUCGGAUCUGGUCGAGUUUGUCAACGAGAAGAUCGGGACACACGUGAAGAUCGCUGCGCCUGUGUCGCAUGUGCUUGCACUGGACCCGUCCAACUUCGACAAGGUGGUUCUUGACACCUCCAAGCACGCUCUCGUCGAGUUCUACGCUCCUUGGUGCGGCCACUGCAAGUCUCUUGCUCCUACGUACGACAAGCUGGGAGCGGUGUUCAAGGCGGACAAGAACGUGGUCAUCGCCAAGGUGGAUGCUGACUCGCACCGCUCCCUGGGCGAGAAGUACGGUGUGUCGGGUUUCCCCACGAUCAAGUGGUUCCCGGCGGGCAACAAGGACGGCGAGGAUUACAACGAGGGCCGGGACCUGGCGGACUUCGUCAAAUUCAUCAACGAGAAGACCGGCACCAGCAGGACCGUCUCUGGCAGCCUCCUCGAGACGGCGGGCCGCAUUGCGGAGCUGGACGAGAUUGCCACUGCCUUCGCUGCUGCGAAGGAGGGUGAUUGGGCGGGUCUCAAGGCAAAGGCCGAGGCAGUGAAGGUGGCAGACGACAAGGCCAAGCAUGCUGCGAUCUACGUGAAGACCAUGAAGAACAUCAUUGAGAAGGGAACUGACUAUGCAGAGAAGGAGGCGGCUCGCCUCACCCGCGUGCUCGCAGGGUCCCUCAAGCCAGAGAAGGCCGAUGACUUCACCAUCCGCAAGAACAUUCUUUCUGCUUUUGUUCAGACCAAGUAG